Molecule: messenger RNA, 2239 nt
Organism: Drosophila subpulchrella
Lineage: Eukaryota; Metazoa; Arthropoda; Insecta; Diptera; Drosophilidae
Product: transcription factor grauzone
Exons: 4
Coding region: 84-1796 (570 amino acids)
Biological process (GO): regulation of transcription by RNA polymerase II
Cellular component (GO): nucleus
Molecular function (GO): RNA polymerase II transcription regulatory region sequence-specific DNA binding; DNA-binding transcription factor activity, RNA polymerase II-specific; zinc ion binding
Source: RefSeq, a predicted model, not a curated record
GCUGUGCAUCGGCCUGUUCUUAUGUGUAAAGUAAAACGCAGUGUAACGCACUUUGUACGCUUCCUGGCGCACUUUCGGUACAAAUGCCUUGUUUUCUGUGCACUCAGAUUGUCGAUGAAGCAAUCGGCAAUAUAGAAUUCGCGUCGGAGGAGGCCGAUUCAUUGGGCCUGCGAUGCAUCAUCGAGAAACACUUCUGGCUGCAGAUCCCUGCCUCGGGCAGCGGCUAUGUGUGCGGCGCCUGCUGGGAGCAGCUGCUGCUCUUCCACAACUUCUAUUUGAGUGUGGAGCAGGCCCACAAGGCGCUGCAGCAAACGGUUCCGGAGGAGCCGUCUCCCAUAGAAGUUGCUGCGCUCGAGGCACCCUUGGUCAAGAGCGAGCAAGCUGAGAGCGUGGCCGCUAUCGUGAAGCGCCGACGAGGACGUCCCCGUAAGGAGCCUCCGAAGGAUGCCAGCGAGGAAUUGAAGAGCGUGCUGGAGCAAAUCAACCUGAACGAGAUAAAAAUCGAGUUCCCCGAGGCCGAUUUAACCAUUGCCGAUGUGCUGGAGGAUCAGGAGGAGCAUGAAUUCCUUCCCAACGAAUGUAUCAGCGGGGACGAAAAAGAGGAUGAGGAGGAGGAGCAAGGGGAACCCCAGCCGAAGAUAAAGCGAAAGGCACGCGGACGACCAAGGGGACGUGGACGAGUGCGACUAGCGGAGCGGCCCAAUGAAGACGGUGUGCCCAACACUAAGAAGUCGCAGGAGUUCAACGACUUCAUCCGCGAGCACUACAAAGUCCAGUGUCAUAUAUGCAGCUCCCCCAUGGAAGGCUUCUCCGAGAUGCUAGUGCAUGUCCGACGCGAGCACAAACAGCGCGGCUACUCGAUGUGCUGCAACCGCAAGUUCUGGAAGCGGGGGUACCUCGUGGACCACCUGCGCCGUCACCAGGACCCUGAGCUCUUCAAGUGCUCCAUCUGCGCGCGCGUGAUGGGUCACCGCCGCAGCCUGGAGCUGCACAUGCGCAUGCACGAUAUUAAAACGCGCGGUCGCCUUUAUCAUUGCGACCACUGCUCCAAGAGCUUCUACAGCGCCGUUGUUUGCGAGCGCCACAAACUGACGCACGUUCCCCGGGAGCAAUGGCAGGUGAAGUGCACCCACUGCGAGAAGACAUUCCCCACCCAGUACACAAUGCAGCAGCAUGUCAAGCUGGUCCAUUUGAAUUUAUAUGCCAAGAUCUGUGAUGUCUGUGGAAAAUCGAUCAGAGGACGCGAAGCCUUGGCCAGGCACAUGAAGGAGCACACCGGCGCGCCACAGGCAGCGAUUAAGUGCCACAUGUGUGACUCCACGCUAACCACCAAAUACGGUCUUGCGCGCCACAUAAAAAUGAUGCAUACCGCCGAAAACCUGAAACCGAUGCAGUGCCAGUUCUGCCUAAAGAUCUCGCCCAGUCUGCAGGCCCACCAGCACCACAUUAAGUACACCCACAAUACGGCGCGUAGCCAUCAAUGCCCUAUGUGCGAGAAGGCCUUCAAGCGACCAAACGAGCUGAAGGAACACAUGACCACCCACACGGGAGAGGUUUUAUACACUUGUCCCCAUUGUCCGCAAACCUUUAAUUCCAAUGCCAACAUGCAUGCCCACCGGAAGAAGGUGCACCGCAAGGAGUGGGAGGAGAACCGCCACCAGCGGUUCAGUCGUUCUCGAAAAUCGGACACAAUCAUUGCCUUGAGUGUACGCAAGACCACGGAGACUAGGCAGGAUGUCGAGGCAGGAGGUGGAGAAGCGAUUUCAUCACCCAAUAGCCCUGGACCAGAGUGCUAGCGCUAGGGCCCUUCGACCCAAUAAAAACCAAAUGAGACACUAUGGCUGUUGUUGUGAUCAGAGCGACUCGAGGGGUAAACAAUUUGUGACAUCUUUAAUUGAAAACCCUGAUUCGAUGGGAUCAACAGGCUGAAUCCGGUUGUGGUUUCCGCUGGUUUCAGUGAUUUCCAGGACUAAAUUCUUAUAUUACUUAUUUUUAUGGGGACAAGUUAAUUGUAAUCUGGGAAAAAUUUAGUCGUCAGACUAAGGGAAAACUUUUUGAGUGGUUUUAUAACAGAAUAUACAUAGUAUGUACUUUCAAUUUUAUUUUGACUUACACACAAAUAAUUCUAAUUUUGGUCAAAAGUGUGUAACAAAAUAUGUACAAAUUGGAUGUUUAUCAAGAUAUUUGUGUCUAUUUCUUUAUUUUAUGUUUAGGCUUACCUUAUUUUCGUCACAUUUGA